Molecule: messenger RNA, 2713 nt
Organism: Pseudogymnoascus destructans
Lineage: Eukaryota; Fungi; Ascomycota; Leotiomycetes; Thelebolales; Thelebolaceae
Gene: CDC14
Product: cell division control protein 14
Exons: 3
Coding region: 370-2274 (634 amino acids)
Biological process (GO): regulation of exit from mitosis; positive regulation of cytokinesis; protein dephosphorylation
Cellular component (GO): mitotic spindle pole body; mitotic spindle midzone; centrosome
Molecular function (GO): protein tyrosine/serine/threonine phosphatase activity; protein serine/threonine phosphatase activity
Source: RefSeq, a predicted model, not a curated record
CUUCAAAAUACCAACAAGACGACUUCUACCAACGAUCUCCUGUAUUUACUCUCUCGCCCAGCUAUAUACUUCUUCCUUCGACAUUGAGAAGGUUGACGAGUCUCAUUCCUACUCCAGCGACGAGUUCAAGCUUCAUAUUCCUGCUCCAUAUCGAAGAUAAUGUUUGGUCAAUAGCACGUUGCCACAUCAUCACGCCUGCCAUUCCCUGGCAACUAGAAAAAGCCAAUACUUCCUUCGCGCAACUACUAUACACGAGUCGCUCCUGCUUCACUUGCUGUUUGAAUCAAGCAACGAAACGUAUAACACAGAGAGCCUGGCAGUCGCACUGCCUUGAAUCUUGUUUACCAGCACAGCAAUCUAAUCUGCAUCAUGCCUUCUACCGUGCGCUCCCAUUAUGGGCAGAUCAUUGAGUAUAUACCAGACCGUUUAUACCUAGCAUCCUACACAUCUACCCCAGGACCCGACACUUACUUCCCAUAUCACGACAAACAACCUUCGAGGCGAUCCCCGUCAAAGCGCUCAUGCAGGGCUAUUGAUGGCCCGGAACCAGUAGCAAAGGACCAGAACCCACCAUGCUACUUCUCUGUUGACGAUACCCUGCUUUACAAUGCUUUCCACCACGACUUUGGACCAUUGCACAUCGGACACCUGUACCGCUUCGCCGUCCAAUUCCAUGAUAUCCUUGGAGCGCCCGAGAACAAGGCGAGGCCUGUGGUUUUCUACAGCAAAGCUGAUCCCCGCAGCCGCGCAAAUGCCGCUUGCCUCCUCGCAUGCUACAUGGUGUUGAUCCAGUCAUGGGCUCCUCAUCUUGCUCUUGCGCCGAUCGCUCAAGCCGAUCCACCUAUGAUGCCUUUCCGCGACGCUGGCUACAGCCAGGCUGAUUACGGCAUCACCGUUCAAGAUGUUGUUUACGGCGUGUGGAGAGCGAAGGAGGAGGGAUUCUGCGCCUUACCACAGUUUGAUCUCGAGGAAUAUGAGAGGUACGAGCGUGUGGACCAAGGUGACUUCAACUGGCUCACUCCCGACUUCCUUGCCUUUGCUUCUCCCCAACAUACACCUGUGGCGCCAAUCGCCAAGUCAUCACCUUUGUAUGCUACCCUUCCCUCGACAUUGGACGAGGUGGACGCCCACCCUACACUCCCCCAGCCAUUCAAGAAUGUGCUCACACAUUUCGCCGAGCGCCAGAUUGGCCUUGUCGUCAGGUUAAACUCGGAGUUGUACUCUCCCUCAUAUUUCACAGCUCUGGGUAUCGAGCACCUCGACAUGAUAUUCGAUGACGGCACUUGCCCACCGUUGACAACUGUUCGCAAAUUCAUCACCCUGGCCCACGAGACCAUCACUGUCAAGAAGAAGGGCAUUGCAGUCCACUGCAAGGCCGGACUUGGACGUACUGGAUGCCUCAUUGGCGCAUACCUCAUCUACAGGUACGGCUUCAGUGCCAACGAGAUUAUUGCAUUUAUGCGCUUCAUGCGCCCCGGGAUGGUGGUCGGGCCCCAGCAGCAUUGGCUUCACUUGAACCAAGGCACUUUCCGCAAGUGGUGGGAGCGAGAGCAGUUCGAGAUCGAUAUGCGCGCUCAGAUCGAGUCGGAGAUCAAGGCCAAGUUGGCCGCCGCACCAAGCACCCCCACAAAGGCCACCCAAAAAUUCCGCCUCAACAGCGCACAAGUUGCCACCCCUCCCAACGGCAUCCAAAACAGACGCGCUCCUCUCGGCGAAGUCGACAACGAGCGCAACAGCCUCGGAGUCCAAGAAGACUGCCUCCCUGCUCCCACACCAGGCCAGCCACGAAAGGGCAGCCGCAGCGGUCACGACAGCCACCACCCCUACGGCCGCAACACGGGCAGCUACGGCAGCUCCGAGGAAGCCAACGACGUCAAGCGCGAGACGGAGAUGAUCUCGAUCCACCGCCAAUCCGUGCACGGCGAAUCCGAAGACGAGGAGUGGAACGUGCGCGUCCGCACCACGUGCAAGUCGUCGCGCUCGCCCGCUCGCAGCGAGGCACGCUCCGUCAGCCAGACUACCACGACUAUAUACUCCGCCAUCGACAACGAUAGCAGCAACGAUAUUGAGAAUAUUGGCAGCGGCUGCCCCAAGACGCCCGGAAGCAUGAAGUCGGGAAGCGGAUCCCAGACCAUCGGCAUGAAGGUUCGCGGGAGCCCGAAGCGCGCUGACUCGCUCAUGCGCGACAAGGCGCCCGCGGGUGUCCGCAAGGCCAGCAGUCGCGUCGGGAGCGUCAGUUUGACUGCUGCUACGCGCAAGGCGUCUGGCAUCUAAGCCGUCUGUCCGGUUGUUAGGGAGGCAUCAUCUGCUCCCUGGAGUUUUUGUUCCGCAUAGAAAGUCGACGGAUUUGCACUGCAUUGUUGUCUGUGUAUACGAAUUCCUGUACGUCGUUUCGUGAGCCGGUAGUUUGCAUAAGAGAAGGGCGUUUCAUAGGCAUGGGCAUAAGUCAUCGUCUCCAUAGCUAGGCGGGGGCGCCUAGUUUUUAUUGCGUUUGGGCGCAGCAUAGUGUGGUUUGGUUGUUUUGUUUUCAGCUUUUGGAGUUUGGGAACUGGGCCGGCGUUUUGAUGUUAUGGGGGUUGUGUUGUUUGGGUUUUAAGAAACCAUUAUUGGUGUUUGGGUUUGGUUUGGACUAUUACUGGAGGAUGAAUGAUGAUGAGGUUGAUGAUAGAGAUUACUAACCGAGAAGACAUCAAUGAAAGCACAAAUUCAUGAA